AUGCCAUACGACUUCAGCGGCAAGGUUUGCCUCAUCACAGGUGCGGCGUCCGGCAUCGGAAGGGCCACGGCGCAGAAGAUGGCAGAUUCUGGCUGCGACCUCUCACUGUGCGAUAUCAAUCUGAUGGGCUUGCAAGAAACAAUGAGACAAUGCGGCCGCAAAUGCGGGCUGAUGGUCGUCGACGUCGGGAACUCCGUGCACUGCAACGACGUUGUGCAAGAUUCGAUCGACCGCUUUGGCCGCCUGAAUUUUGUAUUCAAUUGUGCUGGCGUCAACCCUACGGCAUACCCAUUGACUGACACAACGGAUGAGUACUACGACAAGCUGAUGAACACGAACGUGCGUGGGACAUACAAUGUGACUCGUGCUGCUGUACCCCAUCUCCAAGCUGGUGCAGCCAUCGUCAACACAAGCUCGAUCAUGGGAGUCACGGCUUCGGCCAAUUACGCAAUAUACUGUGCUACGAAGUGGGCCAUUGUAGGCUUCACAAAGCCUGGCUAUAUCAAUACUCCAACGAAUGCGGGCGUAUUAGCUGGUCCCCAGGCCAUAGCGGAAGCAGAGAAGAUGAUCGCCUUCGGCAGGAUGGGUACUGCAGAAGAGGUCGCAGAUGUCGUGGCAUUCCUCUUUAGGUGA
This is a messenger RNA of Recurvomyces mirabilis, 633 nucleotides long. RefSeq lists its product as uncharacterized. The record is from RefSeq and is a predicted model, not a curated record. The transcript has 2 exons. NCBI's taxonomy places the organism in Eukaryota, Fungi, Ascomycota, Dothideomycetes, Mycosphaerellales, Teratosphaeriaceae. The coding region runs from base 1 to 633 and encodes 210 amino acids.